ACGGUAAUGACUUCUUAAUGGAAGGUAAUGGAACAAAGAAAAUGUUCCGUGUGGCGAACUUUCCGCUGUGCUAUGUCUAUUUUAACAUCCUAUAAAUUCACCUCUGUGCUUUCAGCAGAUGUCGUUAGAAAAAAAUGAUUGCAUCACGAAAAGCUCAGAUUGAAGAUAACACACGGCUCCAGGAUCCUUUUUCUCGUUGUCCCACAGAACCCAGGUGUUUGAUAAGUGGCUCUGGUUCGACCCUGCGUCGAUAAAAUGCCCUAAUUGAGUGGAUCUUCUGGGCAUCGCAGAUUUGUAGUUGUGCUUCGUGACUGGCAAGUAUUGAUCGACGUGGAGUGUGCUCACAAUGCGGGUGUGUGCAUGAUGAUGGGACGUACUUGAGCUCAACCUCCGAGGGAUUACAGUGUUGCAGAGGCUUCGCUUUACGCCGUUGUAUUGUUAACCAGCACGGGUAAUAUUUACAGCAAAUUAAUCUGCAGGAUUAUUCUUGUUUUUUUAACCAGGUUAUUUUUUUUGGUGCUUCUUGCAUGAUUCUUCUAUAUUUAACUAAAAAACAGGAUGUUGCAUGAAUGUUUUAUUCUCUGACAAAUGUUAGUCUUUAGUUAGCGUUUCUCUUCUCACCACUUUGUCCUGCACAAGAUGACAACUCCGUCAAAGCCUCCUGUGGAUGAUCAGGAUUAUAUCAAGCUUGAGGAACUGGGAGACCGUGUUUCUGAUGGCAGUGACCUCAAACCAGUGACUGGCAGUCCUCCCAGAGAGACCACGGGGAUGUUCGCUGCUCACCGCAGACCAAGCACCACCUCCGAGCGAGAGCUGGACAAGCCGGAGGCCGAGCCCUGCUCCCAUGAUGCCCUGGGGGGCAGUGAACUGGGCGGCUCCAGCUGCUCCAUGUGUUCGGACAAGUUUAAGAGCAGCAGCAGCCAUUUGUCAUCAGAUGAUUCCUACCAGCCCGGAACUGGAGACGACUGUGCAGCUCUCCUGCUCUCCUGUCUGUACUGUCGUUUCCACGAGUUAAUGGCCCUGCUACCGGAUACCUGCGAGAGGGCAGUGAGCCGCUGUUUUCCCUCGUACAAAUACAUCAUGGCGGCCAGCGAGUGGGACGAGCAGGGACAGGGCUGCUGCGGCCACAAGCUGGAGCUGGACUGUAACUUCUUUGACUCCUGUAAGGACGCAGGCGACCUGGUGGAGCUGGCCAUGGAGAUAUCAGAGGUGUGCUACCGCUGAAACCUUCACCUCUGACCUGCACGAUGAGUUCCCUUCCAAAUAAAAUCACCACAUUGUACAUUUAUUUAAAAUCAUACUGCACAACUGAUAUUUACUUCACUCUCCCAUCUUUCCCAUGCUGCAUAUCCACUAUAGAGUCAGACUCAGUAGAGCUCACACCUCCGCCAAGGCCCAAGAGAGAGAACAACAUUUAAAUUCACUAGAUCCAGGUUAUUGUUUGGAUCUGCACCGAAUUGCACACACUCAUAAAUAUCAUUCCCCUAAAAAACUAAACAAAUAUUGUGAUGGUGUCACUUUGGACUUUGUUAUUCAGCAGAUUCAUCCAUAUUGAAAAUCAUCAUUAGUUGCAGUCCUAUGCAAAAUAUCCCAAAAUGAGCUUUUUAAUGCAUGACUAGUAAUAAUCUAAUGUAAUAGUAUAACGGUCAGGACAUGUUUCUGCAUGAUUGAGUACUUUAACAUUUCCCUGUCUAUGCCUGCAGUGUCGUACUUGUUUUUUACAGUGUGGUAUUAAUACUUUUACUGACUGGCGGGUUUGUUUCUGUGGGUGUGUGAGAGAACCGGCACGUCACAGAAAAGUUCAUUUAAUAAGGGACAGGUUACUUAAGUCAGCUGUAACGUGUGACUAGACACGCAUAUCAUCUUCCAUCCCAUCAGAUAACCUCCCUUUUCAGCACUGAACAAGAGAGAGAGCUCGGGUGAGAAUUCCAUGUUUCUUAUAUCAGUAAAUCAGUUAUAGUUUUUAUAGAUAAAGUCUUGAAAGCCACAUAUCUCCUACAAAUUAGACCAAUACUUAUGAAUUAGUCUUGUCCCUCAGUUGUAAGGUUUUGGAUAAAAGCAUCGGCCAAAUAAGUCAGUGUAACUGUAUGAUUCCCUAUAGGUACAGUACAAUACAAUAUAUAAUAAAAUACAAUAUAUUAUUCCUCCGAUUAAAUUCACUUCCAAGUCUGUUAAAAA
Hippoglossus stenolepis (Pacific halibut) is the source of this 2178-nucleotide messenger RNA. RefSeq names its product myoD family inhibitor domain-containing protein 2-like. The record is from RefSeq and is a predicted model, not a curated record. Bases 640 to 1224 code for a protein of 194 amino acids. The transcript has 3 exons. NCBI's taxonomy places the organism in Eukaryota, Metazoa, Chordata, Actinopteri, Pleuronectiformes, Pleuronectidae.